This is a messenger RNA of Pistacia vera, 1611 nucleotides long. RefSeq names its product condensin complex subunit 2-like. The record is from RefSeq and is a predicted model, not a curated record. Gene Ontology annotation, molecular function: chromatin binding. The coding region runs from base 1 to 1611 and encodes 536 amino acids. Lineage: Eukaryota; Viridiplantae; Streptophyta; Magnoliopsida; Sapindales; Anacardiaceae. Gene Ontology annotation, cellular component: condensin complex. Gene Ontology annotation, biological process: mitotic chromosome condensation. The transcript has 11 exons.
AUGUCAGAUACCAUGGUGGAGGAUGCCAGCGUUCAAACUGGACAUAAGGAAGGGCACUCAAAGAAAGAUGUGGAGAAAAAGCUGUCACCUUUGUCAACACUGGAAUCCUCUUUUGAGGCACUUAAUUUGAAGAAAUUCGAUGUUGCAUUUGCCGUCGAUCCACUCUAUCAUCAGACAUCUGCACAAUUUGAUGAAGGUGGAGCUAAGGGUCUCUUGCUGAAUAAUCUUGGAGUAUAUGCUGGAUGCCGGGUUCUCUUUGAUUCACAAGAAGUACCAGGGAAGGGCACAUCAUGUGCAAACCAACAUUAUGAGUCAGAUACAAUUGACCUUUCUUUUAUCAGAGACUAUGUUGAACAGAUGGUACUGAACAUGCAAGUGAAGAAUGAAAUCUCACCAACCCUUAAGAUUAUCAUCAAUGAGUUUGAUGAAGAUAAUAGAAGGCCAUUAGAUACUUUUGGUUCUAGCCAGAAAGUGAUUGAUGAAGUUGAAGCUUUGAAUAAUAAUGAAGUUGAGUUCGAUGGUGGUGCAUGUGAGGAUUAUGGGACCUCUGCUUUUGAUCAUGAUGGCCAGACCUCUGCUUUUGUUCAUGAUGACCGAUCAAGCAUUGUUGAUGAGAACAUCAGUGGUGUAGAUCCGACUUUUCCAAGUUAUGAUGAGGAAACUGAACCAUUUUCUUCUCACAACCCUGAUAUGGACAGAUUUGAGAAAGUUGAUGAACAUUUAUUUUUAAGUUUGGGAAUUUCUUCAAAACAAAAUGCUUGGGCAGGUCCUGAUCACUGGAAGUAUCGAAAAGUUAAAGGUCCUGUAGCAGAAGAUGAUCCUGCUUCAGAAAAUGCAUCACCAGUAACAAAUAAGAAAACAAGGAGUAAGAAACAAGCAGAACCUGAUAUAGAUUUCACAAAGGCCUUAGAUGAAGAAUUACCAGAUAUAUUUGCACCUCCAAAAAAUCCAAAGUCGCUAUUGAUGCCUGCAAGUAGAGCACAUUGUAAUACAAUGCUGCCUGAAGACUGUCAUUAUCAACCAGAGGAUCUUGUCAAAUUGUUUCUUCUACCUAGUCUAAUGUGCCUUGGGAAGAGGAGAAGAAGAAAGUCCUCAGUUGAAUCGAGAGAGGAAAGUGAUGAUUGUGAAACAUUACCAUCCUGGGGCGACGAAACAUUUGGUUGCCAAUUUGAUGACGGAAAUGAUCAAAGUGAUGUGGAGGACGGCACACUUGUCUCUCAGCCUCGCCAGAUACAAAAAAUUGAAGUUGAGUAUGACAGAACUUCUAAACAAGUUGAUGUUCAGACUUUGAAACAAACUAUAUGGGAUCAGAUACAGGAAUCUGCUCAAAUGGGUGUUGAGGGUCAAGAAGAGACACAAUCAUUCAGGCACCUCUUGGCGAAAUUUCCUACCGACUGCCGAGCUGCUGCAACUGUCAAGGAUAUCUCACCUCAUCUGUGUUUUAUAUGCCUAUUACAUUUAGCUAAUGAGCAUGGUUUGAGCAUCCACGGCUGCACCAGCUUGGAUGAUCUUAGUAUACAGCUUCCUUCAAAUGUGGAAGUGAUAACUGCAUGUCCUAAGCUUGUUGUGCCUCUCGUUCACACACUCAAUUGGGGUACCACAAAGUUGUAA